UACAGGAAUUCAGCUAUUUGUUUUUCUCGGAGAUCUCCAGGGUCAGGUCAGCCUUCCCAAGCAGCUAUGCGGGGAUAUGAAGGAGAUGAAUAUGAUGAUUCGUAUUUGGAUGAGUAUGAGACUGAAGGUGAAGAGGAAGAGGCUGGUGAAGAGGAAUAUGAGGAUGAAGAGCCUCAACAGCCUUCACAGGAGUUGUUAGAGUACCUGGAGCUGAGGCAACGGUUAAAAGAUGAUAUCAGGAAGCAGAGGAAGAAAGAACUAGGUGGUGGUUCUCGUGAUUUUAAAAAGAAUGCAUCAUCCAGGGAUAAUUUUGGUUCCUUCUUUGGACCUUCACAGCCUGUUAUCUCUAACAGAGUGAUCCAAGAAAGCAAGUCUCUACUGGAGAAUCCAAAUCUGGCAGCUAAAGUCAUGAAAUCUAACCAUUCGCAGAGCAAUAAGAGUGUUGCUUCAAAACCUGCAAAACCUGCAGGAUCAAGAGCUUCCACCAGCAACCAUGCACCAAAAGUCACAAAUGGGUUAAAAAGAAAGAUCGAUAUGGUAAAAAAUACAAGGGACUAUUCGUUUCUAUUAUCUGAUGAUGCUGAACUUCCUGGUCCAUCAAGAGGUUCUUUAACUCAGAAAGUGUCUGCCCCUUAUUGUGAUGCACGGUUCGGAAAGCAGACUUCAAGUGAUAGUGGGAGAAAGCUUCUAGAUGAUCGUGAAAUGAGAAGAGACGGCCAAAGGCAACCUAAAGCUGUGAUUCAAAAAUCGGUGUCUAUUAAUAAACCGACUCAACAAAUGUUAGACUCUAGGAAACAGUUCGGUAGCAGUAAUGGAAGUGGGCCUGGACGGCCGCCUUUGCGGCCAAAAGGGGCGUCCCCCAAGGUUACUGGGGCACCAGGCUCCAAGAGUACUGUGCCUGCUUCCCACAGGCCAACCCCUUCAAGAGUGCAACCCGCUGUACCAAGGCAAUCUUCGGUACAGAACAGGCUACCACUGGAAUCUGGCAAGUCAAAAGUGAUGUCAAAACAAGGUGUCCCUGUCUCCAAACCUCAGGCGGUGAUUCAGAAACAACAAGCUUCCUUGGCUAGACCUCAGAUAAAACCACCACCUCCUAGAAAUGUAGCACGUCCCUCGGACGAUAGACGCCCAGCACUUCAGCAAAGAGAUGAAAGGCGCCCAUCACUUCCGCAAAGGGAUGAAAGGCGCUCAUCACUUCAGCAAAGGGAUGAAAGGCGCCCAUCACUUCAGCAAAGGGAUGACAGGCGUCCAUCGCUUCAGCAAAGGGAUGACAGGCGCCCAUCCCUUCAGCAAAGGGAUGACAGGCGCCCAUCCCUUCAGCAAAGGGAUGACAGGCGCCCAUCCCUUCAGCAAAGGGAUGACAGGCGCCCACUUCAGCAAAGGGAUGACAGACGCCCAGCACUUCAGCAAAGAGAUGACAGGCGCCCAGCACUUCAGCGAAAAGAAGAGAGGCGCCCAGUUCAUCAACAAAAAGAUGAUAGACGCCCAGCAAGAAAACCAACGAGAUAUGAUGAAGAAGAUGAUGGAGAACAAGCCAUUAGUAUGAUUAGGGAGAUGUUUGGGUAUAAUCCAAAUAGGUACCGUGACGAUGAUGAUGUUAGUGAUAUGGAGGCUAAUUUCGAUGAAAUUUUGAAGGAAGAAAGGCGGAGUGCAAAAAUAGCAAGGGAAGAGGAUGAAGAAGAACUCCGGAAGAUAGAAGAAGAAGAAAGGCGGGAGCGACUGAGAAAACAAAAGAAGCGCAAGUUGAGCCAUCAAUGACAAAGAUAAAUUGUUCUUUACUUUGUCGAUAGGCACCUUUAGAAGGGUGUUGUAGCAUUGUUUUUUUUUCUGUCUUGCUGGUUAUAGGGCAGGAUAAUGAUGUGGGUUGAGGUGGAAUUGUACAGUCUCCCCCUUAAGUUUUGAAUAGAUGUUGUAACUAUUGGUUUAUUUGUUGGGGCGUAAUUGUUCAAUUAGUUUAUGGGAAGAUCUUUUUUCUUAUACUUUGCAGCAA
Messenger RNA from Solanum lycopersicum (tomato), 1990 nucleotides. The record is from RefSeq and is a predicted model, not a curated record. NCBI's taxonomy places the organism in Eukaryota, Viridiplantae, Streptophyta, Magnoliopsida, Solanales, Solanaceae.